AUGGCUUACUCUCUUCCUCCGCUGGGCUACGCCUACGAUGCCCUUGAGCCUCACUUCGACAAGGAGACCAUGGAGAUCCACCACUCCAAGCACCACCAGACCUAUGUCAACAACCUGAACGGUCUCCUCAAGGACCACGACCUCUCCUCCCUCUCCGCCGACGAGGUCGUCACCAAGCUCGACCAGGUCCCUGCCGACAAGAAGGCCGGUGUCCGAAACAACGCCGGUGGCCACUCCAACCACAGCUUCUUCUGGAAGAACCUGAAGACUGGCACCACCCUUGAUGGCGAGCUCAAGGCCGCCAUUGAGAAGACCUUCGGCAGCGUCGACGAGUUCAAGGCUCAAUUCCAGAAGGCUGCCACCACCGUCUUCGGUUCCGGCUGGGCCUGGCUCGUUGCCCAGGAUGGCGCCCUCAAGAUCGUCACCACCGCCAACCAGGACAGCCCGCUGAUGGGCGAGGCCGUGUCGGGUGCCAAGGGCUUCCCCAUCAUCGGACUGGACGUCUGGGAGCACGCCUACUACCUCAAGUUCCAGAACCGCCGCCCUGACUACAUCGGUGCUUUCUGGAACGUCGUGAACUGGGAUUUCGCCGCUCAGCGCUUCUCGGAGAAGAAGUAG
Molecule: messenger RNA, 618 nt
Organism: Dissoconium aciculare CBS 342.82
Lineage: Eukaryota; Fungi; Ascomycota; Dothideomycetes; Mycosphaerellales; Dissoconiaceae
Product: manganese superoxide dismutase
Exons: 1
Coding region: 1-618 (205 amino acids)
Biological process (GO): superoxide metabolic process
Molecular function (GO): metal ion binding; superoxide dismutase activity
Source: RefSeq, a predicted model, not a curated record